This is a messenger RNA of Paraglomus brasilianum, 900 nucleotides long. Lineage: Eukaryota; Fungi; Glomeromycota; Glomeromycetes; Paraglomerales; Paraglomeraceae. The record is from the annotation of a GenBank genome assembly.
AUGUCCGUCAGAACUUUGCGAGACAUAAACUCCUUCCCCGAUGACAUACUUCUCAACAUCUUUCAUCAUCUCCGUGAUUUAUCAAGGGACAUUGCAUCCAUCUCACUCACUUGCAAACGAUGGCAUUCGUGUGCAGUUAUUGUCAACUAUCGCUCGGUUUCAUUCAACUCCCAGGACAGAUGGAAUACUUUUGUCAUGUCCGGACUCUUAACCAAAUACGCUCAUCUCAUAGAAUCAAUUUUAUUCUCUAUGAUUGAUUUGUCAUUGGAUGACAAGGAAUUACUUCUAAAUUGUUGUACAUCGUUGACAUCUAUUCAGUUGCUUAAAUGUAAGAAUUUAGAUUCAGACUUCUUACGUGACUGGGUGAAGUCUAACAAUAAGACUCUACAAAGUCUCAGACUAUGGGGACCUAGGCUAUUUGCGAGUCCAGUCACUGCUGUUACAGACGAUUUCCUCGCUCCAGUUCUCGCACACUGUACUAACCUCAGAGAACUAAGAGUAAUAGGAGCCGACAUCACAGAUGCAUUCCUUCUUUGCAUUGCCACUAGUCCUAACUCAUGGCCUGCAUUGGAGUGGGUUGAUCUUGCUGGAUGUUUAGCCGUGACUGCAUUUGGCGUGGCUGAGCUGUUCUCACCCGGACAUUUACCCGCUUUAAAGAAUUUGCGACUAGAAUUUAAUAAUAAAAACGAGAUGGGCGUCGAUUUCUUUGAAUUUUUAGCAAGCAGUUUUCCCAACUAUAAAUUCCAUAUUGUUAUCGCUCAUUGGUACUAUGAACCAAGAUAUGGAAAUUUGACCGAGCAGUUGGCAGCACUGAGUAGGAGAAGGAAUAAUGUAUUCUUAGAGAGGAGAUUAGGGAAUGCUACAACGGAAGAGUUCAGUUUAUAUCCUGCUCCUCCUUAG